AGCAACCCAAGCACGCCAAGUCUCUCUCUAAUUAAUUAACUUCUUUAAUGGCUGGCUUCAUUGUUGCGUAUCUGAACUCUGAAGUGCUGGAGUCGUGGUGAGGAGGCGACUCUUCUGUUCUUGCCUGUCACUCUUCUGAAGCGAAACUCUAACCUCUGCAGUCUAAACUCUUUGUGCUGAAGCUUUGUUUCUUCUGUCGCCAUUGCUGCUUCAUCUUCUUUCACUUAUUACUGCGUUUUUGGUUUACUGUAGAUUAAUUUCUUUUAGCUCUUGAAAAUGUUGGUUUUAUUUGAUUGUUGGCUGUGGUGGAAGAGCUGGAGAAAGACCCAUCAAAACCAGAUCUCUGCGAUUUCUCCGUAGUCUAUAGGGUUCAGAAGAGUCUACUGCACUUAGACAUACCUCCAUGGCUUCUCCCACCUCUUCGCCAAAAUUCCGCCAUUGCCGCAACAAGAGCAAUGGAUUUGGCACUAGUGGCUUGAAUGUGGAGUCUGUUGGGGAGUGGUUGGCUUACAUUGUUCUUUCCACGGUUUUUCGAAGACGAGGCCUUCUGCUCUUCGCUCCACUUGUGUACAUUUCGGGGAUGGUAGUGUAUAUGGGUUCUUUGAGCUUUGAAGGUUCACCUUCAGGGGUGGUUGUUGAUCAGUCUCGUCCUCCCGGUUCUACUUAUCGUAGUCCUCUGGUUUUUGAGAAGCUUUGGCCGUUUAUGCAGCUUGAUGGCAACCGUAGCUCCAAUGCAUUAAAGAAGACAUGGCAUCAGAAAUUACGUCAAAGUUGGAAACCGUGUGUAAACCGGAGUUUUUCUCAAGCAGGUUUCUCAGAAUUCACGGGAUCAAAUGGCUUCCUUAUUAUUGAAGCAAAUGGUGGCUUGAAUCAACAACGUCUAUCAAUCUGUGAUGCAGUGGCUGUGGCAAGGUUACUAAACGCUACACUUGUUACCCCAAUGUUUCAUUUUAAUAGUGUUUGGCAGGAUUCCAGCAAGUUUGGGGACAUAUUUGAUGAGGAGUUCUUUAUAUCUGCACUGAGAAAUCAUGUGAAAGUGAUCAAGGAGGUCCCAAAAGAUAUACUUCAGCGGUUUGACAACAAUAUAAGCAAUAUUGUCAAUUUGAGAGUUAAAGCAUGGUCUAGUCCAACAUACUAUCUGCAAAAGGUCCUUCCAAAGCUGUUGCAGAUGGGGGCAGUACGUAUUGCACCCUUCUCUAAUAGAUUGGCUUAUGCAGUUCCAUCUAUUAUCCAGGGGAUUAGAUGUUUGGCUAAUUAUGAAGCAUUAAGGUUUUCAGAACCAAUAAGGACUUUGGCAGAAAGUAUGGUUAACCGGAUGGUUAGCAAUAGCUCCAUUAGUGGUGGAAAGUACAUUUCUGUGCAUCUCCGGUUUGAAAAGGAUAUGGUUGCAUUUUCAUGCUGUACUUAUGACGGUGGUGCAGAAGAGAAACAUGAAAUGCAUAUUGCCAGAGAAAAAGGUUGGAGAGGAAAAUUUAAUAAAACUGGUCGAAUAAUAAAGCCGGGUGCAAUUCGGAUGGAUGGGAAAUGCCCAUUAACUCCACUAGAGGUGGGAAUGAUGCUUAGGGGCAUGGGUUUUGAUAAUAACACCCCAAUGUAUGUAGCUGCUGGAAAAAUCUAUAAGGCAGAAGACUAUAUGGCCCCGCUUCGGCAGAUGUUUCCACAUUUAGAAACUAAGGAUACUCUAGCCUCACUUGAUGAACUCACCCCAUUUCAGGGCCAUUCAUCAAGGCUAGCGGCUCUUGAUUACAUGGUGUGCCUUCAUAGUGAAGUAUUUGUCACAACUCAGGGUGGAAACUUUCCGCACUUCCUGAUGGGUCACAGGCGCUACCUCUAUGGUGGACAUGCAAAGACAAUAAAACCUGAUAAGAGGAAGUUAGCUCUACUGUUUGACAGCCCAAAUAUUAGAUGGGAAAACUUCAAGAGCCAGAUGCAAGAAAUGCUUCGUCAUUGUGAUUUGAAGGGCAGCGAGUGGAGAAAACCCAAUAGCUCACUCUACACCUUCCCAAUGCCAGAUUGCAUGUGUUGAAUAGAAUCAGAUACUGUGGACAAUAACAUUACGAUUCUUUGACGAGGAAGAUAUACAUCAUAAUAGUGCCUAGAUUUGUUUACUGUUAUAGGUUUGUUUCAUCCAUCAGCCCCAUUUGGUUGUCAAAUAAUUUUUUUCUUCUUUUUCCUCCUUUUCUGUCUCUGCAAUUGAAAGAGGAAGCAUUGUCAGGGUUUUGGUUCUUUUGGCCUUGAAUAUUGUAAUUUGAUAAUUCAUUGUUUAUGAUACUGCAACAGAAUGAAAUCAUUUUUUUGUGAAGUCUGCUCCAGAAAACAGUGAAGGGAAUAAAACAUGUCCGUUUCAUUAAA
Molecule: messenger RNA, 2352 nt
Organism: Macadamia integrifolia
Lineage: Eukaryota; Viridiplantae; Streptophyta; Magnoliopsida; Proteales; Proteaceae
Product: O-fucosyltransferase 9-like
Exons: 10
Coding region: 404-2026 (540 amino acids)
Source: RefSeq, a predicted model, not a curated record